This is a messenger RNA of Botrytis deweyae, 1737 nucleotides long. RefSeq lists its product as uncharacterized. The transcript has a single exon. The coding region runs from base 1 to 1737 and encodes 578 amino acids. The record is from RefSeq and is a predicted model, not a curated record. NCBI's taxonomy places the organism in Eukaryota, Fungi, Ascomycota, Leotiomycetes, Helotiales, Sclerotiniaceae.
AUGUCACAAGCUCAUUCUCAAGACAAACAUCAUCCCGAUAGCCAUGGCCAAGAUAGCCAUGGUCAAUCCGAUGCCCAAGAUCAACCCCGAAAUAGCGAUCAACCUCAAGCCUUAGUUCAACCUAACUCGUUUAAAUUCCAAGUUGAUAUUGAUGCUGGCAAUUUUAGCUUCUUUUCCAAGCUACCUCUCAAAAUACAACGCAACAUUUGGGAGAUUGCUGCUGUCCCAAAACCUCGGGUCAUUGAAAUUGAAACAAUUUGUGAGCGAGAUGCUGAAGGAAAAAUUCAUCUCACUGAUGACGACGAUGAUAAUAUUGUAGAAUGGAGUCCUACACAGUGUUCACCGACACCGUUACUUGAAAUCUGUCGUGAAUCACGGUCGAUUGCCAUGAAGCAUUAUAAAUACUCUAGCUUCCUCGAUCGUCCUCUAUUUUACAACACAGAUCUAGACACUCUGUGGGUUAGAGGAAAUCCGCUUUUCAGAUGCUUCGUUGUUGAAUUAGGAUUCGAAACGACACUAGAAGUUUCAUCUUGGCACAGAUGUUCUCCCGAAUCGGUGCCAUACCUUUUUCGCUCUGUUGCCCUUGACUUUGCGGGAAUCAAAGCACAUCAUAAGAUUUUUCCUUGGGAGGGAAAUGUACCGCAAGACCCCAAUCUUUGCGAGCUUUAUGCUGUCUCUAGAACAGAGGUGGAAGAAGUCUACAUUGUUUACUCUUCUGGGGACUGCCGGGAUGAAGUUGACCAGGAAGUAAAAUACUUGGUGGAACAAAUGAAAUGGAUUACCCAACAACCAUACAUCAUUGCAUGGAUCCAGAAGAUGCUGAAAGAGAGGAACGAACGAGAUGGCACGAACUUAACGAAGUGGAAGAUGCCUACUGUUAAGGCAAUUCUGGAUACUCGACUUCUUAAUCCCGUCGAAACAUUCCACAACUUUCCUAAUCUUCCUCUCGAAUUACGACGCGCGAUUUGGAAAUUUGCCGCUAUCCCGCACUAUCGCGCCAUUCAAAUAGAAACCAAGUACGAAGGAGUCACAGUUGAAUAUGGCCGCCCCCUAAAUGUUUGGAGAAGGCAAGCUGCUUCACCUUGUUACCCGAAUGGGCUUUUCGAAACCUGCCGCGAAUCCCGUGAGAUUGCAAUCACGAAACAUGACCAUAGUAAGGUUCAUACUAUCUCUACUCCACUUAAAGAAGGGCGUAAUAUUCCGCGUCGAUUUUACUAUAACGUGGACAACGAUAUCAUGUGGAUGAGAGGAGACCCUUUACGCAAGACCGGUUCACCAGAAGUUGAACACGGAUUUCUAGACAAAAUUCCUCAUGAACAAUUUUCAAACAUUGCUAUUGACGUCGAAACGUUGAUGGAGUCAAAUUUUCCUCAAGAUCCAGCGCAUUCAUAUCCUGCGGACUUUUUCAACCGAACAGAAUUCUUCUUUGCCAUGCCAUUCUUUCAAAAUUUGGCCGUAAAAAAGGUGUAUUUAGUUUGCUCUAGAGUGGACCAAAUCGGCGAAGCUUAUGAGAUUCUCGAAGAUUUGCUCGAUUUCAUCAAUGAUCAUGAACAAGAAAAAUGGGAAAUAUUAAAUUCGAGGAUGAUUCGCGAGGGCAUUACAGGUCGUCUAUGGACAUGGCCUGUACUCGAAGUUAUUUUGGAGUCCGAUUUAUUUGAAAACACAAAAGAUGGGAGCGGUAACAUCAUUUUGGCUUCCAAUUGUCAUGAUCGGAGGAGUUAUCUAAUUGAAAAUUGA